Messenger RNA from Periophthalmus magnuspinnatus, 5491 nucleotides. RefSeq names its product FYVE, RhoGEF and PH domain containing 5a (gene fgd5a). NCBI's taxonomy places the organism in Eukaryota, Metazoa, Chordata, Actinopteri, Gobiiformes, Gobiidae. Bases 242 to 4621 code for a protein of 1459 amino acids. Gene Ontology annotation, cellular component: cytoplasm. The transcript is spliced from 22 exons. The record is from RefSeq and is a predicted model, not a curated record. Gene Ontology annotation, molecular function: metal ion binding; guanyl-nucleotide exchange factor activity.
AGUGCGCUGGAGAUGCUUGCAGGCUCGACCAGCACCACCAGCGCUUCUCAAAGGUAGAAUUUUACUGACGUUGAACAAAAAAUAUGAAGCGUUCAGCGGCAACAAUACCCUCUGUAACUUUAUGCGAUGAAAUGUGCUCGCGUUUGGAUUAACUUUACGCAUCAAUUGGACCCAGCGGUUGCGGAACGGAGGCGAAAUGAGGAGAACGAGUAACGGGCACCGUGGAUGAUGAUGCCCCACAAUGAACGCAGACUUUCAAGAACUGCAUGUGCCUCAACCCAAAGCUCGGAGUCAUCUGACCAUCACAGUGCAGUCAAAGCUGAUGUCAGGAUCUUGCGUCCCAGUGCGUGGUCCCAAACCUCCAGUGGCGCCCAAGCCUAAACGACCACACAGCCUGAGUAACGGAGACCUGACUCAUAGUAACGGGGUCAGUGAAGCACUCCACUUUUUCACAGAGGACAAACAGGACAAACUGGAGACAUGUGAAGUGGAGGAUAGCAAUAUUGACACUGGAGCGAAAGAGAGUACAGAGGAAGAUGAAGAAAAUGUGAGCAAUGAUGGGGACAGUAUUGGCUCUGAUGAUACAGUCAAAGCAGAUGUUACUGAAGAUGAAAACACUAGCCAGGAUGUGAUUCUACCUGAAAGUGGCACUCUCACUGAUGAUGAUAAUUCCUCUACGCCUUUACCUUACACUACUGACACAGAGGAGGACACCGGGGAUGAAGGGGAUGACCGAGUAACCGUGCAGGAUGACCAACUGGACAAUACUGACAAUGAACUUAAUCAUAUUGAACCAUGUGAUGAGGUAGGAGCUGGUAAUUUCGAAUUUGGAUUCAGCCUGCUCCCCACAGUCGCAGAGGAGUAUACAUAUGAUGUUAUUGGCCCCGCGGAUGAUGCUAGUGACACAUGCGAGUCUUGUGAAACUGUUGAGACAGGAGACAUAGAGGUAUGGCAACCAGAACGUGCCACCAAGGAUCUCUCUGGGUGUUUUCGAUUCACUGCCAGCACCGAGGAUGUGUUUGGACCUUACUCUGUCAUUCAAUCAGUCCCAAUUGAUACAAGCGACACUGCUGACCCAGAGUGGGGGCAGGACGAUGUAGAUGAUGAACCUACAAAUGUGCAAACGUCUGAAACCUCAAACCAAGAACCUUAUUAUGUGUCAUCCGAUGAUGUGGACAAAAUGGAGGAUAAGCAGAUCCUUGCAGAAAAUGAGGAGACCGAAGAGAACGAACACUCAAGACAGCAGAAAGAGAGAGGUGGUGAGUCAGCUGAUGAGUAUGCAGACAUUGAUGAAUCGUUUUGCCCUAAAGAUGAAGAUGACUUUGAGCAUCUCGAGGGCGUCUCAUCAGAGGAUUAUGUUGAGAUUGGUGAUGAGGAGACCGAGGAAGAAUCGGAAAAGAAACCUAUAAAAGGUAAAAGUGCAAAAGAGAGAACUGCCAAACGGGAACAAGCCUUCCAGAGUCAAAGAAGAAGCUGCCAGCCUCGUCUCAGACUCUGCAACAUCACUGUACCAGCCGAUUUAGACCUGGGACGCACCCCCGAACUCACCAACAGAGUAGUGUUUGCUCACACCACCGAGGCCUUCGAGGAGGACAUAGAGGAGCUGGACUGCCACAUUGUGCCUUACUAUGAAGACUCUGACUCUGACAGCGAAGAGCAUAUUUACGAAGAGGCUGGCUUUGACUCUGAAGGGGAGAACUUUUUGAUUUUAGAUCGUAAAUCUAUAGUCACAAGAUCUCGGUCUUAUUCAGGAAAAGUCCCAGGAUAUGUACCAGAAACUGUCCCAGAAGAGACAGGAACAGAAUAUCAGAAUAAUGAUUAUUACACUGUGGCCUUAGAGAAGAGUGAGGAAUCAGAGCAGUCAAAAGUCAACACCAUUAUCCCUACCACCAAGUCUCGCAGAUUCUUGCUAUCAUCUCAAUCAGCUGAAGGUCCUGAACUAACUUUAUCCACUACUCCUGAGUUGGGAUUUACUAAAGAUGAGGUGAAGAUGAAGCGUAAAGAUGAUUCUAUGUCUCUUCCAUGCGUCAUAACUUCUUCAGGCAGCUUCUCCCAAAAGAGUUACCAUUCUUCCAGCGGAGUCUCCACACCGACAUCUUUAGUAGACAUCCCGCCACCAUUUGAAUUAGCAUACAUCACAAAGAGACCAGUGACCAAGAGUUCGCCCGCCCUAUUGAUCCACCACGAACCGACAAAUGACAAAAAUAAGAAGAAGAAAACGUCAUUCAAACGCUUUUUGACACUGAAGUUCAAAAGAAAGUCUGAUUCAAAGGGUUUCAGCGAUGGAAGUGUGCGUUCCUCAAGAUCGUCCUCCGAGUCAAGCCAUCACGGGCCAUCUAGAGUGAUUGAACUUGAUCGCCGGAGCACUGGUAGUUCUCCUCAACUUCAUUCUCGUAUAGUGAGCUCCCAACAGCGCUCGUCGGACCUACCAUCCACCAUUGUCCUUUAUAAAGACCAGCAGAGGAAGAAAGGUGAAUUGAAAUCUUAUGGCAGGGGCGUCUCAAGAGUAGAGUCUUUCGAAGAACGCUCACGCCGUUCCAUGAUGCCGCUGCCCCUUACGAAACCACGAUCCAUCUCCUUUCCCAGCGCAGACACUUCCGACUAUGAAAACAUCCCAGCAAUGAGCGCAGACUAUGAGAAUAUUCAAAUCCCUGGAAGGCCAAUCAGAUCGCACACCGUCACUGAAUUUUUUGAGAAUCCAAACCGGACAACAACGCAGUGCAAUGACAACGACGGUUAUGUGGAUAUGAACAGUUUCCCCGGGAUUGAGAAUAAAACAACAUCAAAAGUGGACUCGGAAAGUGCCUACACAGAGCCAUUCCCAAUGGCAUCCACUCCAGUUGGGCUGUCCGCUGAUGAAGAUCAUGGGAGGACCUCGGAGGAAGAGGAGGGGGUCACUGAGCCAAGCUUUGAUCGACAGAUUGAUGGACGAUCAAGAGCCUUUUACAUUGCCAAAGAGCUGGUGGACUCCGAGAGACUACAUGUGAGUGCCCUCAAGCAUCUUCAGGAGGACUUCAGAGCAGCCGUUGCAGGGGCAGUGGGGGAGGAGGGAGAGCCUGUGCUGGAUGAUCAAAGACUGGGGGAGAUACUAGGAGUGCUGCCUCAGGUCUACAACCUCCACAAAAGCCUUCUGUCCGAGCUGGAGGAGCGCAUUAGUCAGUGGGAGGAGAGUCCCCGUAUGGUGGAUGUGAUUUUGUCUCAUGGUGAGGACUUCCGAGUGUUUGACACCUACAUCUCUGAGUACGACCGCAGCAUGUUCCUACUGGAGGAGAGCCGCAGAAACAGCCCAGCUUUUGCCAACAUUGUCAAGACCUUUGAGAGACGAGAGGCAGAGGAAGCAGAGGUCCCACUGAAACACCAGCUGCUGCAGGUUAUAGUGAGAGUGCUUCAGUAUCGUAUGCUCCUGACAGAUUAUCUUAACAACCUUUCUCCUGACUCAAAAGAAUAUGAAGACACUCAAGCUGCCUUGGUGACCGUGUCUGAGGUGGCCGAUCAAGCCAACGACAAUCUCAAACAGGGGGAGAAUCUGCUGCGCCUGGUCCAUAUUGAGUUCAGUGUAAAAGGCAAAAGGGACCUGCUGAAACCGGGAAGGAUGUUCGUCAAAGAAGGAACUCUUAUGAAAGUUUCAAGGAAAAGCAGACAGCCACGGCACCUGUUUCUGAUGAAUGAUAUCAUGCUGUAUACUUACCCUCAGCAAGACGGUAAAUACAGGCUCAAGAACACUUUGUCACUUUCAGGAAUGAAGGUCAGUAAACCAGCACUGGACAAUGUGCAGAACUGUCUAAGGAUUGAGGUGUCGGACAUAACCAUAACACUGUCUGCCAGCUCCAUUGGUGAGAGAGAGGACUGGUUUCAUACACUCAGUCGGGCCAUAGCCGAUCAUGCAGCCGGUCUGUGUACAUUUGGAGGACCCUGCAGUGAGGCUCGAGAAAAGCUGUGGAUGGCUCUGGGAGAAGCGGCUCCUGUUUUGGUGCCUGUGUCCCAUGUAAUGAUGUGCAUGAACUGUACCUCUGACUUCAGCCUCACACUGCGGAGACACCACUGCAAUGCCUGUGGCAAGGUGGUGUGCCGCGCCUGUUCCCGUAACAGAUACCCUCUCAAGUACCUCAAGGACCGAAUGGCCAAAGUGUGCGACCACUGCUAUAUGGAGCUCAGGAAAAGAGGAGGAAAUGUGUCUGGAGCAUGUGGAAACUCGAGCCCUCGCACUCAGCGCGCUAGUCGUCCACUGUCUGCCGUCUUUCAGAGUCUACAGCCUCCCAGUCUGUGGAAGAGCAGAAAGAGCACCAUAUCUCUCAACCAGAUGUCCCUUGGGGCUGAGGGCUCCACUAUGAGUGGAAGCUUGCAGCGCAGAAAGAAAAGCAAGAGGAAGUGGAAGCGUCUAUGGUUCCUCCUCAAAGACAAGGUGCUCUACACCUUCACAGCCCGUGAGGAUAAAGUGGCUUCAGAAAGUCUCCCUCUGCAGGGCUUCACUGUCAAACUGACCGAGCGAGCAGAUGGAGAGGAAAGCAGUAAUGUCUUUCAUCUGUACCACAAGAAGACACUGUACUAUACCUUUAGGGCAGAUGACCAGCACACAGCACGCAGAUGGGUCAAUGCUAUAGAGGAGGCUACAGUUUUAUAGCACUUGCUUUCUGCACUGCUGCCACAAGAGGACGCCAUGUUUUUUAUGUUGUGGCAGAGGAGAGAGUAUUCAAGCUGUAUUCAAGCCACUCUGGGCAGCUGUGAGGAACCAGUAGCCCUCGCAAAUCAAAUAAACUCGGAUUCUUCUGUCGCUGUACAUUUUUUACAUCUUUUAACUCCUAAAAAAAUGUGUGAAAACAAUUUCUAUAUUUAACAGGACUCCUGACUGCAAAAAUACAUUUGUAGCUUUAAAGGGAAAUUAUUUGCAACCAUUUUAAGAUGUACUGUCUAUCUACAGUUUUUGAAGAUUCAUAUUUUCUAAUACACUGCAGAUAUUUAAGUAAAGAUAUCAUUAAUAGUGUUGUCUACAAUUAACAAAACGAUUACACAAUGCAACAGGGAACAUUUCUGGUGAAGUCCACUGUCAGAUAUAAUGCCUCAUAUUUACUUGUCAAUAUUUUCUGAAGUGCCAAAAUAGUUCCCCUUAUUACAUAGACUGAGACUUUAUUGUUAUGUUAUCAAAGUACUGUACUCUGGUUUUGCUGAACAUGUAUAAAUCAUCAGUUUAAUAUGUUCCAUUUUACAGAUGCUGUAAAUGCAGAAUGUAACAUGUUCUGCUGUUUGUGAAUGUUGGUGCAUAUGAGCUGCUCAUGUCAUCAGUCUUAUUCCCUUUAAUUGUUCAGAGAGCCAGAAAUCUGCAAAGAAAGAACACUCAACACGCUUCACUAAAGACCUUUGUGAACUCUUUCACUGUGUAAUGUCUUUUAUGAGCCACUCUUAAAAGUGUUAUAAUGGAUUGUACCUCUCUAGCAUACCAUGCACUGUAAAUAUAAAUGUUUAUGUAUAUAUGCAUAUAAAAUAAACAUCUUUC